Vicia villosa (hairy vetch) is the source of this 1764-nucleotide messenger RNA. RefSeq lists its product as uncharacterized. The record is from RefSeq and is a predicted model, not a curated record. NCBI's taxonomy places the organism in Eukaryota, Viridiplantae, Streptophyta, Magnoliopsida, Fabales, Fabaceae. The transcript has 5 exons. The coding region runs from base 1 to 1764 and encodes 587 amino acids.
AUGGAGAGGUUUCCAAUUUUUAAAGAGAGCAAGAAAUUUGAGUUAGGAAUGAUGUUUAAAGAUAAGCUGCAAGUUAGAGAUGCUAUUAAAGAGUAUGCAAUGGAUAACAAGAAGAAUGUUGUCUUAAGAAAGAAUGACAAGAAAAAAAUGGCUGUACGAUGCAUGGAAGGUUGUUCAUUUUAUAUACGUUUUAGUAUGAGGACUAACAAUGGGUUUUGGCAACUUGUUAGCUUCACCGACGAACAUAGUUGCCAUAGGACACCAAAGAAUAUACAAGCAAAAACGAAUUGGUUAGCUCGGCAAUUUGUGUAUACAUUAAGACAUAGUCCUGACAUGAAGACUAAAGAAUUUAUUGCUGAAGCCCUUCAGAAAUGGGGUGUGAAGUAUGCUGAAGAAUUGCUCAAAUCAAAUCCAAACUCAUCGGUUAAGAUACAGUGUGCUGUUUCCGAAAGUGCUUCUGUUUUUGAGAGAAUUUAUGUGUGCUUGGAAGGAUGUAAGGCUGCAUUUGCAACCACAUGCAGGCCACUGAUUGGGUUAGACGCAUGUUUUUUAAAAGGUGAAUUUGGAGGUCAAUUGAUAUCUGUUGUGGGUAAGGAUGGAAAUAACAAGAUGAUGCCGAUAUCAUUUGCGGUUGUAGAAGCAGAAACAAAGAAUUCAUGGAAAUGGUUCAUAAAGUUAUUACUUUAUGAUUUACAAUCCGUCCAUCACAAAGUCUAUGGAUUUAUCUUUGAUCAACAAAAGCUAAAUAACAUAAUGAAUGAAGGAUAUGUUAAAGAUAUGUUAAAGAACACCAUGAAUUUAUUUGGUUCUAGAUUAGUACCAGCUAUAUUAGAGAACAGUCCAUAUGUUGAGCAUAGGUUGUGUGUGAAACAUUUGUAUGGUAAUUGGAGAAAAAAAUAUCCUGGAUUAGAGAUGAAGGAAGCUCUUUGGAGGGAUGCAAGGGCCACAACUAUGCCAGGAUGGGAGAGAGCAAUGAGUCAUAUGGAAGCGCUCAAUCCUAAAGCUUGGAAAGACAUGAUGGAUAUGCCCGCUGCUUGUUGGAGUAGAUCUCACUUUAAGCCAGACACACAAUGUGACUUGCAAGUCAACAAUAUGUGCGAGGCAUUCAAUAGAGCAAUAUUGGAGCAUAGAGACAAACCAAUCAUUACCCUACUUGAAGGAAUCAAACAUUACAUAACUGUGAGGAUUGUUGCUCAAAAGGAAGCUUUAAGUAGAUGCAAAGGAAUCUUAAGUCCUAAAAUCCAAAAAGUCCUAGAAGAGACGAAGAGGGAAGCUGAAGGAUGGACUGCAACAUGGCAUUCUGAUGACGAUUUUACGAUUUUUGGGGUGUCAAACGGUGUUGAAACAUACGCGGUUAAUUUGCUGCAGAAGAUAUGUGCAUGUAGGAAAUGGGAUCUGAGGUCUACUGUCCUGGCUACUUAUAGCCACAUUAUUUUGCCGACAAAUGGCCCACAAAUAUGGCCAUCCGAAGGAUCUGAGCCAAUCAAGCCACCGAUCAUGCGGAGAGCAAUUGGCCAUCCAAAGAAGAACCCCAACAAGGCAAAUGAUGAACCUAGAAAUACAAACUCUUUGCCCCGAAAUCAUCAAACUGUGAAAUGUCAAAAAUGCGAGAACAUGGGACAUAACAAACGAGCUUGCAAAGGGAAAAUUCCAGCUGAGAGAGUGAUUCCAAAAGGUGGCAACAAAAAGGCGAAGGGAAAGAAGUCAAUGAAUGGUGCUGCACAAACAGUUAUAGAAGGAGGGUCGCAAGCAAUCCAAGACUAG